This is a messenger RNA of Mastomys coucha (southern multimammate mouse), 1809 nucleotides long. It is a transcript of the gene Rhob, whose product is annotated as ras homolog family member B. Gene Ontology annotation, molecular function: GTP binding; GTPase activity. The record is from RefSeq and is a predicted model, not a curated record. Gene Ontology annotation, biological process: small GTPase-mediated signal transduction. The coding region runs from base 371 to 961 and encodes 196 amino acids. NCBI's taxonomy places the organism in Eukaryota, Metazoa, Chordata, Mammalia, Rodentia, Muridae. The transcript has a single exon.
CCGCAGCCCGCAUCUGCCACCGCAGUCCAGUUGUCGUUGUGUUUUGCGUCCCUGUACCCUAGGUCUGGAGUGAAUCCGCCCGGGAAAGACUCUAGGCCGGGUCCGCAGCACCCUCAUUUCACACAAAGCAGCGCAGCUCCGGGACCGGAGGACCACAGCGGCGCGGCGACUCUCCGUGCACCGUGUGCCCCUACGUCCCUGCCGAGGCAGCCGGAGCGCCCCGAGAGAACGCGCCGCCGCGGAAUCCAGGUGCAGUUUACGACCCUAGCCCGCAGCGCGCGGCCGCGGGAGAGCGGGGAGCGGCAAGCAGGGAGCGGGACAGCGGCGAGGCGCUCGCGGGCCCCUCCUGCUGCCCGCGCCGGGCGAGCUCAUGGCGGCCAUCCGCAAGAAGCUAGUGGUGGUGGGCGACGGCGCGUGCGGCAAGACGUGCCUGCUGAUCGUGUUCAGUAAGGACGAGUUCCCCGAGGUGUACGUGCCCACCGUGUUCGAGAACUAUGUGGCGGACAUCGAGGUGGACGGCAAGCAGGUGGAGCUGGCACUGUGGGACACGGCAGGCCAGGAGGACUACGAUCGUUUACGGCCGCUCUCCUACCCGGACACCGACGUCAUCCUUAUGUGCUUCUCGGUGGACAGCCCGGACUCUCUCGAGAACAUCCCCGAGAAGUGGGUACCCGAGGUAAAGCACUUCUGCCCCAAUGUGCCCAUCAUCCUAGUGGCCAACAAAAAAGACCUGCGCAGUGAUGAGCAUGUCCGCACGGAGCUGGCCCGCAUGAAGCAGGAGCCAGUGCGCACGGAUGACGGCCGCGCCAUGGCGGUGCGCAUCCAAGCCUAUGACUACCUCGAGUGCUCGGCCAAGACCAAGGAGGGCGUGCGCGAGGUUUUCGAGACGGCCACGCGCGCCGCGCUGCAGAAGCGCUACGGAUCCCAGAAUGGCUGCAUCAACUGCUGCAAGGUGCUAUGAGGGCCGCGCCCUGCCUCACGCCCUUGCCUGCGUGGCUCCCCCUCCUUGGCCCGGUCGCCCACGAACCGGGAGAAAGGGAGACCCGUGCCCCCAAGGACACCACCAGACUGCCUGACAUCUGCUGGUGGCUCUGGCUGGUCAUGCUGAGAAUUAGCGUGGGCACCGAGCUCCCCCUUCCCAGUGUCUGUAUGUGUCCAGCUGUGUGGCACAGGCCUGGGCGCCCUGCUGAGUGCCAAGGGGUUCCUGAGCAUCCUUUUCUAAAGAGCCAGGCCUCAAAGUGUGGUUGUGUGUACGUACGACUCCCUACACCCCCCCCAACUCCUGCCCCACCCCCCCUCCUCUGGCUUCCCCAGGGGCACACAGAGUGAUCGCGCCCCAGCAGAUGUUCGCUUGUAACCAGCCAAGCCACUACUGUUGCUCCAUGUCUGUAACAUAGAUCCCUGGAAUUAUGGGAGGGGAGGGCUGGGGAGGAUGGGGAUGUUACAUAAAUACAGAUUUUAUUUUCGGAGGCAGAAUGGUAUUGUUUAGUGGUGAGUGGUGUGACCAGGGCCCAAGAGCAACUCCUUUCCCAGGCAGGCUGGGUCAGGCGCCCACCCAUCCAAGCAUGAACUGAACUUCCACACCCUGGGGAAGACAUUCGCUGCAACUGACUUGGGGUUGAGAGGAAGCAGCUCAGACACAGUGUCUCCUGGGCCAACCCCCAGCGAACCUCCAGCGAGGAUCCAGGGUGUGCUAUGGGGUCACUUUUGCCAUAAGCGAACUUUGUGCCUGUCCUACAAGUGAACGCUGUUGGGUUCAAGAGACUAUUGUUACUGAAUUUAUUUAAAGGCUGAGGCUCUUUUUGUUGU